AUGUCGAAAGCCACCUUAGCUGUGAUUGCCGCCGCCAGUGCGGCCACCGGUGCCGGCGUCACUGCGUUGCUGUACUCCUCCAAACCAUCGCAACCCCAACAGCAACAACAGCCGCGGCAGCUGCCCCCGAGCCCUCCAACAAACUCCGCUGUCAAGGUCCCCACGGCUACCCCCACGCCUACUCUCGCUGCCAAAGCGGCCACAGGCCCCGUUGACCCCGCGGGCGUCCUGCAGUAUGGCUUCCCCGGCCCGGUCGUCGACGAGCUCUCCUCCCUCCCCGUGCACGGUACCUACGACCGGCGUACCCGCAACCCCGCUUGGGUCGCCGAGCACAUCACCCCGGCAUCGUUGGCCAUGAACAACGCCGACCGCAAGCACAGCACCUUCGUCGAGGACACCUCGAUUCCGGCGCUGUUCCGCGCCAAGCUGGCCGACUAUUUCCGCUCGGGCUACGACCGUGGCCACCAGGUACCGGCCGCAGAUGCCAAAUGGUCGCAAGAGGCCAUGGACGACACCUUCCGACUGUCCAACAUGUGCCCCCAGGUCGGUGAAGGCUUCAAUCGCGACUACUGGGCACACUUUGAGACCUUCUGUCGCGACCUGGCCAAGCGCUACCCCUCCGUUCGCAUCGUCACUGGCCCACUGUAUCUCCCCCACCGCGACCCUGACGGCAAGUGGCGUGUCAACUACGAGGUCAUCGGAAACCCGCCCAAUGUCUCCGUGCCGACCCACUUCUACAAGGUAAUCUACGCCGAGGACGGAACCAACUCGCCCACCAGCAAGGUUGCUCUCGGUGCCUUCGUUCUGCCUAACGCGCGCAUCCCCAACGAGAAGAGCCUGUCCGACUUUGAGGUCCCGCUCGAGGCUGUUGAGCGCGCAUCCGGUCUGGAGUUUGCGUCAAAGCUGGAUCUUAGUCGGCGCCGGCGUUUGUGUCAGGAGGUCAAGUGCGAGGUCGUGGUGCGCGAAUUCAACGAUGCGAAGAAGCGGAGCUAG
Messenger RNA from Penicillium macrosclerotiorum, 993 nucleotides. RefSeq names its product DNA/RNA non-specific endonuclease. The transcript has a single exon. Bases 1 to 993 code for a protein of 330 amino acids. The record is from RefSeq and is a predicted model, not a curated record. Lineage: Eukaryota; Fungi; Ascomycota; Eurotiomycetes; Eurotiales; Aspergillaceae. Gene Ontology annotation, molecular function: nucleic acid binding; single-stranded DNA endonuclease activity; metal ion binding. Gene Ontology annotation, cellular component: nucleus; mitochondrial inner membrane. Gene Ontology annotation, biological process: apoptotic DNA fragmentation.